Molecule: messenger RNA, 561 nt
Organism: Caenorhabditis briggsae
Lineage: Eukaryota; Metazoa; Nematoda; Chromadorea; Rhabditida; Rhabditidae
Exons: 4
Coding region: 1-561 (186 amino acids)
Cellular component (GO): mitochondrial ribosome
Source: RefSeq, a predicted model, not a curated record
AUGUCAUCAAAAACGGUAUCAGUAGUUUCUCGCCUUGCCUCACAGAGUCGGAGAUUCGCAUCACUACGCGAAACUGUUGGUGAACGCGACCCGAGUCUACUUUAUGAACCGAAAUUUCAAGACAAGCGAGAGUUUCCAGAAUACAAUACUAUCAAUGUUCGGAUUCAAGGGCACGAUUUUGGAUCUCUUGAGAAGUACCAAGCGUACAUUCACAAGACAGCUAAGCGAUUUGGAUUUUCUGUUAGUGAUAGCUAUGCCGUCGCUGCUCAAACACAGAAGGCGAUCACCUACAAGCCAUACUCAACUGUAGCUGAAUCUGAAAUCGAUCUGCCAACUUACGAUCGUGUAGUUCGUCUAACUGAAGUUUCUGCACCUCGGUUUUCCCUUUUCAGCCAGAUCAUUCGAGCUCAUAUUCCAGUUGGCGUUACUAUGACAGUCAAAGAACAUGAGAAAGCUGAUGAAGAUUCCCGCUACAUUCCCGACCAGCUGUUGAAACAGAAACAAGAGGAACUAAAAGCACUUGAUGACCCGAAUGUGCGGCGUAAUCUAGGAUGGGAGUAG